This is a messenger RNA of Chlorella variabilis, 2142 nucleotides long. Its product is annotated as expressed protein. Gene Ontology annotation, biological process: lipid metabolic process. The transcript is spliced from 7 exons. The record is from RefSeq and is a predicted model, not a curated record. NCBI's taxonomy places the organism in Eukaryota, Viridiplantae, Chlorophyta, Trebouxiophyceae, Chlorellales, Chlorellaceae. Bases 1 to 2142 code for a protein of 713 amino acids.
AUGCUUGUUCUAUCUGAGUACAAGCGCCUGCCAUAUGCGCCCUACAGGGUCAUGAAUGUGGCUGCGCGCCUCACCAUGCGCACCCGCAUCUCAACCUGCGUCUUCUUCAUCGCAAGUAUUUCGUUGAUCUACUAUAUCAAUAUCGACAACUGCAAUGCCAACAUAGAGCUCUGGCUUGGCAUCGGCCCGAUGUACAUUGCCAUGACGACGCUUUUGCUGGCGGAGGCCUUGCUCUACAGCCCCAGCCCUCCACAGCAAGCCGCCGUCAAGCUCCACUCCUCGCUGCAGCAGUUUUCAUGGACAGAGGCGGGCGCCCCGGCCGUGCUGGCCAAGCGGGGGCACCCAUCGGAGCCCCUGUUCUGCUUUGAAACCGCCCUAAAGGCCUGUUACUUCUGCCUCCAUUCCUACAGACACUUUAGGCCUGAGAGCACAGUCUCCUCGCUGCAAACAGCCCUUGCGCUGUAUGGCUGCAUGCACUAUGAGUGGCUGCGGGAGCCGCAGCUCGACAUGAACUGCCUGCUGUGCUGGGGCCCCGACACUCUGGUCAUCGCCUUCCGUGGCACGCAGUCGCUGGCCAACAUUAAGGCCGACGCCAAGUUUUGGCGCUCGCCGCAUCCGCCCCAGCGCGGCGUGGUCAUGCUGGGAAGCAGGCCGCUGAUCCACACCGGCUUUUUGGCCUCCUGGGUCGACCAUGGGCUGAACCAGCAGGUUUUGCAGCGGGUGCGGCAGGUGCUGGAGGGGCGGCAGCACGCCGCCAUGGAGCCCUUUGGUACCACGGUUGUGCGCUGCUGCAGCCAGGAGCACGAGGAGCGUGGGGCGGAGCUGGAGGCUGCCGCGGCGGCGGCACGGGCUUCCGAGGCUGCCGCGUCUGGGAUGGCUGGCUACGGGGAAGGGGGUGGCGGCGACCUCGGCGGCAGCGCCAGCGGAGGCAGCGAAGAGUGGGAAUGUCUGAACCACAAGGCAUUGGCAACUGCUGCCGCAGCGGCCACCGCGGUGCUGCCUGUAGACGAGGAGGCGGCAGCGGCGGUGGUGUCAGCGGUGAUGCAGGGCGGCCAGGAGGCGGCGGCAGCCCUGCUCUCUGCAGUAGGUGGGGGUGCCGGCAGGGACAACACCAGCAACGGCGCAGCAGUGCAGCCCGACAACGGCGCCUCCCCAGCAGGCCCGUCUGGCAGUGCGCUGGCAGCUGGUGGCAGUUGCAGCGGCAGCCGGCAGACCCCCUUCCGGGUGCUGAUCACAGGGCAUUCCCUGGGAGGCGCCGUGGGCACGCUGUGCGCCCACGACCUCGCCAGGCUGCUGCCCGAGUGGGGCCACACCACCGUGGUGAGCCCUGCCAGCUCAGCAACCUUCAGCGAGGCAGUACUGUCUCCAGCAGCAGCAGCAGCAGGGGGGCAGGCAGGAGAGGAGGGCGCCGCCGCCGAUGCCUUGGCCAGCAGCGGCAGGGCAGCCGCGGCGCCUACACUGGUAGCCGUGCAGUGCUACACCUUUGGCGCGCCUCGCACAGGCAACCACGCGUUUGCGGCAGAGCUGAAACGCAUGGUGCCCGACUCCUGGGCUGUCAUCAACGACCAGGACCUCGUGGCCAAGUCGGCAAAGUUUCUGGUGCUGUUCAAGCGCCCCGGCCACGUGUGCAUUGUAAAUCCGCGGGGAGACCUGAUAGUCAACCCAAGCUUCCUGGAGAGCAACGUGCAGCGCAGCUCGUACCGCGCGAGCAUCUCGCAGCACCUGCUGCUGUCAUACAACCAGUCAUUUGCUGCCAUCCUGCGCAGCCAGCAUGAGGGCAAGGGGCUCAGCGGCGGCGCCGAAGCCGUGGCGUUGCUGGCCGCAAACCCCGCUGUGCGCGAGCUUCUGGUUAGGCCGUUGGCAAUCAGGCAUGCCUCGCUGCGGCGCUACAUCCAGCGCAGUGCGGCAGACAAGCAAGAAGAUGCUGCAACUCUGGCAGCGGCACCCCAAGUCGUGGUGGUGAGCUCGGUACCAGGAGCACGGCCUGGAACCGCACCGGGGGACCUGGAUGGCUACCAUUGCGAGGAGGAACAGGGGGAGGCAGACGAGAUGCAGCGGCAGUCGACGAUCCCAGGCAUGCCCCGGCUGGUCAGCGCGCUGUCAACGGUGGCCAGCAUGGCCUUUGAGUCUUACAAAGUGUAG